AUGUCAAGUACAAUUGUUGCUAAACUGAACAAAGAGGACAUCAUCAAGGACACCGUUAAAGACUUAGCGCUCGAUAUUCUUGGUGAGCUGUCUGUUUCGUACGCAGCUACCGACGACGUCCAAUUGGGUAACUCUAUGCCCAUGGACGCCACACAGAGCGCACCCACCAUCAAGUUCAUGCCCUUCAACAAAAGCCAAUUGUCCGCAGACGAUAAGCUGGCUUUGUUGAUGACCGACCCAGACGCCCCAUCCAGAACAGACCACAAGUGGUCGGAGGUCUGCCACUACAUCGUCACUGAUAUUCCUGUCGAGUACGGACCCGAGGGCGAGAUUGCCGUCUCUGGGAAGGGUACCGUGAGAAGUAACUACAUUGGGCCUGGUCCACCCAAGAACUCCGGUUACCACAGAUACGUCUUCUUUCUGUGCAAGCAACCGAAGGGAGCGGAUUCCUCUGCUUUCACCAAGGUUGAGAACAUCAUAUCCUGGGGAUAUGGUAACCCCGGUGCAGGCGCUUACGACUACAUCAAGGAGAACAGCCUGCAAUUGGUUGGUGCCAAUUACUAUAUGGUCCAAAACACGACCGUUGACUUCAACUACGACAUGUGA
Molecule: messenger RNA, 606 nt
Organism: Saccharomyces kudriavzevii IFO 1802
Lineage: Eukaryota; Fungi; Ascomycota; Saccharomycetes; Saccharomycetales; Saccharomycetaceae
Exons: 1
Coding region: 1-606 (201 amino acids)
Biological process (GO): regulation of Ras protein signal transduction; regulation of proteolysis
Molecular function (GO): phospholipid binding; peptidase inhibitor activity
Source: RefSeq, a predicted model, not a curated record